Molecule: messenger RNA, 495 nt
Organism: Clonostachys rhizophaga
Lineage: Eukaryota; Fungi; Ascomycota; Sordariomycetes; Hypocreales; Bionectriaceae
Source: the annotation of a GenBank genome assembly
AUGGUGCUUUUUGAUAGGAUUCUUGUUGUUUUGGUGGCUUCUUUUGCCUCUUCUUUCGCCUUCUCCGGUAACAUGACAUACUUCCACCAGGGAUUAGGCGCUUGCGGAAAGACUCAUUAUGACACAAAUGCUGUCGUCGCGCUCUCUGCUUACGACUACGGUACCGAAGAUAACCCAAAUCAUGCUGCUGUCUGUGGUCGUUGGAUCAAGAUCACCGCCAAGGGUAGGACAACUCGGGCCCAGGUGUGGGAUAAGUGCCCUGGAAUCGAAUGUCCCAGUGGCUCUAUUGAUGUCUCUCCCAGCGUCUUUCAGGAUAUUGCGGAUCUCUCUGUUGGUCGUCUUGAGGUUAACUGGGAUUUUGAGGACAAUCCAGUGGUAGGGGGUGUUAGUAGCGUCACUCAUCCCACUUCCACUAUCAUUGGAGCUCACAUAGUCACACAUUAUGCUACUACCACUGUGACUAUAACCGCCCAACCCGGUAAAAGGUCCCUCUAG